Messenger RNA from Aspergillus terreus NIH2624, 1644 nucleotides. Its product is annotated as putative mitochondrial DnaJ chaperone (Mdj1). Lineage: Eukaryota; Fungi; Ascomycota; Eurotiomycetes; Eurotiales; Aspergillaceae. Gene Ontology annotation, biological process: protein refolding; response to heat. Gene Ontology annotation, cellular component: cytoplasm. The record is from RefSeq and is a predicted model, not a curated record. Bases 1 to 1644 code for a protein of 547 amino acids. Gene Ontology annotation, molecular function: heat shock protein binding; ATP binding. The transcript is spliced from 3 exons.
AUGAACGCUACUUCCGCCGCUAUGCCCAAGGCCGCGGCUCUCCCCGCUCGUUUACUCCGGACUUCGCGACAAUGCUCCAAACAGAACCCGACGGCCAAUGUUCAAUCCCCCAUCCAGUCUCGCGCUUACCAUGUAUCAUCCCUGUACACCAACGAUAGACGUCAGCGCAGCGGAUUGGACAGUAAAAGGCACCCCGUCUUUGCCUCGACUAGGAUAUUCCAUACUACCGCUCCCUUGGCCGCUAUUCCGGAUCCUUACAAGGUCCUAGGAGUAGACAAGAAUGCAUCUGCCGCCGAUAUCAAGAAAGCGUACUAUGGAAUGGCCAAGAAAUACCAUCCCGAUACCAAUAAAGAACCGAACGCGAAGGAAAAGUUUGCCGAAGCCCAGUCGGCUUACGAGUUACUGUCGGACGCCAAGAAGAGAGAGAACUACGACCGGUUUGGCUCCGCCGCCUUCGAUCAGAACGGCGGAUUCGACCCUAGCGCCGCGGGUGGCAACCCGUUCGCCGGUGCUGGUGGUUUCCACGGAUUUGGCGGAGGUUUCGGAGGUGGAUUUGGGGGUGGAUUCGGCGCCGAUAUCAACUUUGAAGAUCUUUUUGGCGCAUUCACAGGCGGUGCUCGUCGGGCUGGCCGCGGACGGCGUGGUCCGUUCCAGGAGAUACUUGUCGGAGAGGAUAUCGAAGUCCAGACCAACAUCUCCUUCAUGGAAGCUGCAAAGGGCACGUCGCAAGAUAUUGUCAUCACUCCUUUGACGGAGUGUGGUACUUGCAAGGGUGACGGUCUGAAGAAGGGCGCCAAGCGUACACAGUGCCGUCAGUGCAAUGGGUCCGGAACCCGUGUCCACUUCAUGCAGGGUGGUUUCCAGGUGGCCGCUACUUGUGAUGCCUGUGGCGGUGCCGGUCUCAUUGUUCCCCGUGGGUCGGAGUGUGGAACAUGCAACGGCAACGGUGUAGUCCGAGACAAGAAGACCAUUCAGGUCGAUAUCCCUGGCGGUGUGGAGGAUGGUAUGCGGUUGCGGGUCGCAGGUGAAGGAGAUGCCCCGCCUACGGGCACAUCCGCUGCCCCUGGCUCUCGCACUCAGCGAGGCGAUCUCUACGUGUCGAUUCGCGUCUCUCCUGAUCAUCGGUUCAGCCGCUCUGGAUCCGAUAUCCUCUACACAGCCUCGAUCCCCCUGACCACGGCGCUUCUGGGUGGUGAGGUUACCGUGCCUACCUUGGACGGUGAAGUCAAGAUCAAGGUUGCCACUGGCACCGGCACCGGCGACCGGAUCACCCUGUCGGGUAUGGGAAUGAAGAAGCUCAGUGGUCGUUCUCGCGGCUUCAAUCCUACCGGUGACCUGAAGGUCGAGUUCAAGGUUGCCAUGCCGAAAUCGCUCACGGCCAACCAGCGGACGAUCCUCGAGGUACUUGCCGAUGAGAUGAAUGAUAAGACUGCCCGUCGGGUCAUGGACGUUGGAAAGGACAGCUCCCCAUCCGGGACCGAAUCCACGUCCGGAGACCAGAAGAAUGAAGGCUUCCUCAAGUCUGCAUGGCACAAGCUCAUGAGCCAUAAGAAGUCCGCCGAAUCAGAGAAUUCAAGUGGAGAGUCUAGCAAGAAAGACUCCGGCGAGAGUGACAAAAGUGACGAGAAGAAACCCUCGAGCUGA